Molecule: messenger RNA, 501 nt
Organism: Hordeum vulgare subsp. vulgare (domesticated barley)
Lineage: Eukaryota; Viridiplantae; Streptophyta; Magnoliopsida; Poales; Poaceae
Exons: 1
Coding region: 77-319 (80 amino acids)
Source: RefSeq, a predicted model, not a curated record
CGACAUCGCCUCCCCAUCUGCUUGUUCUCAUCGCCUCAAAGAAGCUUUGGCGUUGUUACCUCUGACCGGCGGCAGGAUGUGGAUGAGGAAGAAGAAGGCGGCGACGACGAGGCCGGCGGCCCGGAGGAGGGCGCCGACGUCGCUUGGGGCGCUGUGGCGGCGCGUGGUCGGGCCGGCGCGCGGAGGCAAGACCAAAAAGACCAAGACCAAGAAGAGCAAGAGCAAGAUCGGGUCGCUCUCGCGCGCGUUCAGGGUGUUCUCCUGCGUCCGCGGCCAUGGCAAAGGGAGGAUGGCUGCGCGCGCAGCCCGCCGGUAUUGAUCGGCUUGCGACGCGCACGUCCGCCGUCCGGGCGUCGAAAAGAGUCGUAAUUAGCUGGCUGCGAGUCUUUGUCGUAGCUGCGCGUCACAGAUUUUAUGUUAAAUUUGUAUAUCCUGUAUGUCCACGUGUUGUGGUUGUACUGUCUGCUGUUUUGUGGAAUGAAAAUAUAUGCGUUUCCGUAA